AUGUAUCUUGCAAAUAUCCUUCCCUUUGUCCUUCUGCCGUUAGCGGCCAUUGCAGAUGUCACUACCAGACAGUCUCAUCGCCGAACAUGUAUUAUCAAGCCAGGAGGCUCCGGAUCAAUUGAUGAUACGCCUGCUAUCCUCAAGGCCUUCCAUGAAUGUGGAAAAGGGGGAAGGGUUGUCUUCCAGAAUACCACAUACCAUGUCAACAGCGUGAUGAACACAAGCGAACUGCACAAUUGUGACAUUGACCUUUAUGGCACACUUUUGUGGGGAACCAACAUCUCGUACUGGCUCUCACACUCAUUGGACGUGGGCUAUCAGAACCAGUCCACUGCAUGGGUGAUAGGAGGGAAGAAUAUUCGUUUCGACGGUCACGGAUACGGCACAUUGAACGGCAACGGACAGGUGUGGUAUGACUAUGUCAAGAGUGUGUCGAAUUAUCCUCGCAGGCCGCACGCCCUCACCGUCGCGCGGGCAUCGAACUCGGUCUUUCAGGGGCUGAGAUUCCUGCAAAGUCAGAUGUGGACUUUAUCUGUGAUUCACUCGAAUCAUAUCCUCUUCGACUCGAUCUAUGUGAACAGCACGACCACUAACGGCAACUCGGCUCACAAUACCGACGGAGCCGACACUAUCUACAGUUCACACAUCACCUUCAACAACUGGACGGUCGUCAACGGCGACGACAGCAUCAGCACCAAGGCCAAUUCCACCGACAUUCUCAUCACCAACUCGGUCUUCUACCGGGGUCUUGGCAUCGCCAUAGGCAGUAUCGGCCAGUACAAGGACGUCUUUGAGACUAUCGAGCGUGUCCGAGCCGAGAACAUCACGUAUUACGGCACGCUGCACAGUCUGUACUUCAAGACCUGGACGGGCGAGCAGGUCAAUUACCCGCCCAACGGUGGAGGCGGCGGCCUUGGCUAUGCCUCAGAUAUAUCCGCCUCGAAUCUCUACGCCUACAAUCUGCGCGGGGCGCCCUUCACCAUCUCCCAGUGUACGACGUUUGCACGGGCGCCGAGCAACUGCACCUCGUCCAAAUUUCAGAUCUGGGAUUUGCGCAUCGAAGAUGUCACCGGAUCCUCCAAGACGGACGUGGUGGCCAGCUUCCAGUGUAGUGCCGUCAAGCCGUGUACGGACAUCCAGAUUCGGAAUGUGAACUUGCAGCUGUCGAAUGGGACGAUGGCGGAUGAAUAUCUGUGUGGCAAUGUCGAGGGCACUCGGGGGUUUAACUGCACAGGGAAGGCGUGUGAGAAACCCAGUUCUACAGGAGGGUGUUAG
Molecule: messenger RNA, 1275 nt
Organism: Aspergillus lentulus
Lineage: Eukaryota; Fungi; Ascomycota; Eurotiomycetes; Eurotiales; Aspergillaceae
Source: RefSeq, a predicted model, not a curated record